Pocillopora meandrina is the source of this 22838-nucleotide messenger RNA. NCBI's taxonomy places the organism in Eukaryota, Metazoa, Cnidaria, Anthozoa, Scleractinia, Pocilloporidae. The record is from the annotation of a GenBank genome assembly.
GAUCAGGGUAACUUUAGUUGUCGAGUGCGCCAUGCUUCCCAAUUUAUGGUUUCCAUUUGGUUCAUUGUCUUACAUUCCUCAUUAGUAUGGCUGACGAUGCUGAUCGAAAUGUUUGGGAUGUUCUUGGCGUGUCAAACGGCAGCGAUCGUGUGGUCAUUCAAGGAAGAGAGCAAUCUUUGUAAGCAACAUGCUUGGCGUCUCCGUGAUCAAUCGACUGAAUCGCGUGUGAAUAUUCUGUUAUUUCUCUCUUCUAAGGUGCUCUAAUGGGAUUCACGUGGGUGAAACGGAGAAAGAAAACUCUGCUGGUAAUCAAGAAGCAUCCCCUGAUGAGAAGGUAAUUUUACUUUAGUCAAAGAUGAACAGCUUAACACACAGACUACAGAACACGCCACGCGAGAACAGACUGGAUAUCAUGUGCUUUUAGUUACUGAAUUCCGAGACGUAUUUCAGAGUACGCAAUGUAAAUGGCUGUUUGAUUAGGCUUGCAGCUUCGGAAGUAUUCUUUUAGAGUGAAACAUGGCGUAUAAAUUGGACGCUUAGAAACCGUUUGUUUCCUCUUUGAGAAGUAACAGGCUCAUUACAAACCAAAAGCGAAACACACAUCGAACUCACAGCGCAUAAAUUUCAGAACUGAAUAGGGAUGGGGUCGUCUAGCGAGGUCGAUGCAAUGCAUCGGUUCUUAAUGUAUAAUACUAUUAGCUCGUGGCAGUAUAAUACAGAAGUUGUGUUUUGCACACGUCUUGACACAAAUAGCAAAGGACGCUUGCAAGUGGAAAACGCCUUGUAAGAACGAAAGAAUUAAUGAUUCGCAAUAUUCAACCUCUUGACCCGAUGCUUGUUCUGUGGUGCAGCGCUGCGUUCCUUGAUGAUGCUUGAGUAACUUUAAUCGCCUCGACGCUGUGUUCAAGAAUUCAUCAAGAGUUUGUAAUUCGCCUGAGCUGUGUGUCACGUUUAAAAUUUAAGGUCAGUUUUCGUGACAGAUGUACGGGUUAGCUUUAGGCAGGUUUUUCCAGAAAUUUACGCGACAUGUAGGAGAAAUCAGGUUGGAAACCACUAGCUCAAGCAUGAAUAUUCAUCACUCGAGGCAAAGCACAUUUUCAAUUCGUCACUGAUUGUCGCAAAAUACCCCACCAUGUUGUUUGUGAUUAUGACGUGGUUCUGAGGUCGUAUCACGGGACUAGAAAGAACAAGACGUAUUCCAGUUAGACCGCCAUUUUGUUUGUUGGAUAAGGGGUAGAGUGUUCGUUCGCGGAUCGAAACCACACGACUCUCCUCGAGGAAGCGUUACCACGCUUGUGAUCAAAUGAUCACGUCCGUUGAACGUAAACAGGUAUUUGUCAAGUUUCUCCUAGUUUCCUGUGCUUUGAAACAGUCGAAAGAACGUCGAAGAAAGCUCUACCUAGUAUUACAGGGCCGCGCUGACUUCGUGAUGUCUACAUUCGCUGUCGCUCUGACACGCAGACUGUUGGACUCGGGGAAUCAAAUUUUAAAAAUGAGAUAACUUGUUUGCAGGAUCCAGACUGCGUUUUCACCGUGUACAUUUAAGAGGGGAAGGGAAUAUUAGUAGUCUAGUGUGGUAGAACUAACUCUCUUUGAAUAAUAGGCGUUAGGGAGGGUUCGUGAGUAUGGCCGGUGAAACUCGUUCCUCCAGCGAUUUUAUGCACAGAAUGUCGAUGCACCGUUACUCACAGAAUGUUACAGUUGCCUUCGUAGAGAACACAACGGUUAUUCAGUCCAGAAGAUUCGCUGUUUGUUUUGCUUCUACUGGGAGUGAGAAAAUUGGUUUGAUUAAGAAAUACUUGACCAUGUCCUUGUUUUUUUCUCGUCGUAUUGUUUUUAAAGGGUUCUGUACAUGUGUAUUAUGAGCGAGUUGAAAGGUAGAAUUUGGAACAGUUUUUAAACGUGACUGAUACCUGUGUUCCAUCAGUCUUCCUACAAAUCUUCUGGUUCUAAUUUUACGUUUUAAAGAGAACUUGGAAUGCGAAGACGAAAGAACUAAUUUUCAGUGGGCAAAUUUUUAGACUCACAACUUGGUUGCUGUCCAACAACAUUCGAAGUAAAAAAUUUUCUUCAGCAACGUUUUGUUAUUAUCACACAGAUAGCUCCAAGUCCAGAGUAAAUGUGGGUCGAAAAGCCAAAAUGACAAAUUGUAAGCGUUUUUAAGGAUGUAUCCUUCAGUCGACUAGUGGUUUUUUCACGUUAAAUUUCCUAAAAACUUGGAUCGAGAGCACACUGUAUUAAACAAGGUAGACGAAGAUGUGUACUGUUUCCCUGUUCCAGGCUCAUUUCUUCUAGUAAGCUGUUAACCCACAGAUUGCUACGGGGUUGUUAUGAAGUUUCACCCUAGAAGGAGUUACAUAACAGAGGUGGCGUUGAAAGACUUCUUCUAAUUUGCAUAUUUCGAAGGUCGUAGGAAGUCGUAAUCGUCCAUAUUCGUACUGUACAAAGCAUGCAGCACAUAUUCCGAGUGAAUGAUCACGCGGUGUCAUGUUGUUACGCUGUAAUUCAGGGCGAAGUUCCUACGUAAACUUGCAGUGAACAGUGCCUUCUUUGCGUAGGGCCCUAGUUUGGGAAACAAGAUCAGAACCAUUCCUGUAUAGGUUUCAGAUUCAAUAAAUGGUAGUGGUGUUAAUGUUAAGUUCAGAAAACCGUUAACACUACCAAAGCCCUGAAAUUUGGAAUUCUCACCCAACAUCCAUCGACCAAGCCCCACACCCACAACUUAAUUACAAACAUACUGACAACCGAGUUAGGCCCCUCUAGAAGCUUGGUGGUUUCUUGGAGGUCUCCUCGAUCAACCAUAUCGUUGAAUUUGUAGAUAUACUACUAUUGAAUGAAUGAAUGAUGAUGAUGAUUUGAUUCUGACAGAACUUCUGAUGGUCCAGUUGCGCACUGACUGGCCUCCUUAAAGUACAAGACACGCGAGCAAAUCUCAAAUCCUGAGACUGGUUACUAUUGCUGUUUCUUAAACCCGAUUGGCUUUUUCCUUGAAACACAAUCACAAUUCUCAUGUAUUUCUAGUGUUACGGUUUUCUGAGUUUCAGAGUAAUCAGAUUUUAGAAAUCUCUACCUAGGGUUGUGUAUCAGUGCCUGUGAGCAGUCACUGUAGCCCAGUGAGUGUUAGGAUUGACCCUUCGAUGUAUCAGGGGGGAGAACUAAGCCAUACUUUUAAUUGUUUCAUGCUGUGGAGAGUUGUAUUUCAAUAUAAGGCUUUGCAGGCCGAUGUUGGCUCAAGCUCAAGGGUGUGUUGGACUUCCACUCAGAGUGGUGUGCUAGAGGACGUAUAGAACUCAGAAAAUGCAUGACAUCCACAAUAACCGUUUAUGCUGUAAACCCUUAGUGACACCAUUCGGUUAAGUCUUGAGUCCUUUCGGUACUUUUUCAAACUAUGUUUUAUUAUAAGAAUAGAAUACCUUUGUUAUCACUUCUGAGCUAUCCUACACGUUUGUAGGGAACCCUACUGAUAUUGGUUAUCUUAUACUUGUAUCUAAUCAAUGUUAUUUUUCUGCGAUUUGCAUGAAUGCUUUAAAUUUCGAAACUUAUUUCGUAUUUCAUAUUCACUAUAGAAAUAGCGAACUCUUUAACUUUUUUUCCCUGUCCCUGACUUUGAGGGGGAAUUCUUUGUUUAUUUAAUAGUGUUCUUUUUCGUUCUGGGUACAAUAUCAGACAACUGUUCUUAACCCUGAACAUAUCGCGAUGGAAUAGUUUUAAUCUUUUCUCAGUGUUCAUUCAGAAGAAGGAAUUUGCAGUUUGAAGCUUACAGAUUGAUCGUCGGUGUUUCUUCUUACUUCAAAUGGAAAUCUGUUUACUCCUGGUUGGUCAUCUUGAACGGAAGGAUCAAUAAAUUGGUAGCUCACCAAAUUUUUAUCUCGCAUGUCUUGCACGCCUCCCUUGCAUUAAAGAAAAGAAGAAGAAGAAGAAGAGGAAAGAAAAAGCCCAGCGCCUCGAACGCCCGUUGGCCUGGAACUCUGAAGGAUGUGAUUUAAAGCAUGUUUCAGAGUCCAGUUUGAUGGAAGAUGUUUUUCAAAGUUCAUUGCGUGACACUGUUUAAAGGCUUCGCGAACUGUUACACAACACAUCACUCUAUUUUGGACGUGUGACUUUUGUGUUUCUACUGUCAUUUUUUCCCCCAAUCUUUAAAAUCUGUAUAAACUGUUUUCGAUAACACCAUGGGCAUUGCAUUGUGUCAUCAGUCAUUAACGAAGUUUUGCCUCCUUGUCAAAUGAAUGCGACAAACUUUAAACUUUGGAUUUUACCGUAAAUGUCUUAUUUCUCGUUGUAUUUUGAUUGAUUGUGACUAGGCAGAGAUGUGGGAUGUUUUUUUUUUGGAUGGAACAGAACUCUGCUCUGCGUUUUGCGAAAAUCAGAGGGGAUUGUUUGUUUGAGGAUUUUUUAGCUCUAAUAUCUGCUUGUAACAAUGGUAUAUUCCGAUUUACGACAAAUGUAACUGAAAUACGAGCUGUUGAAAUAUUUAAUAAUCAUUUUGAGUUAUUCAGUCUCCGUAGAAAGAUUGGUAAACCCCGAGACACUCUCAAUUAAUUUAAGAAUUGGUCUCUGACUUCAGUGUAUUUUAAAGGCUUUUACAUGACACGCUUUAAGCGUUGCGUGAACUGUCACGCGACACCUCAAAUCAUGACGUUACAUUUAAUGAUUAUCACAUCUCUAUUCUUAAAGUUUAGCCGCUCUACCUUAUUUCUCAAGAUAGAAACUAAAGGAUGAACGGUUUGCCUAGCAGGUUAUUAUUAUCCCCGGGUUUUAGGGUACCGCUGCACCACGAGUGAUCGAUAUCGCGGACGUAUCUUGCUCCAACGAUGUCCCGGAUGAUCCUGUACAAAAUGGUGGCAAUAGUGUCGAGAAGAUUAUUCAAAGGUACGUGUAAUUAGAUUUGCCUGUCAAUUCCUUUACUGCCUGGGAAUGGAAACCGCAAGAAAUUUUUGCAUUUAAUUUAAAUCUUUGUUUCAGGGCAAAAGAUUUGGUUUACAAAUAAAGAUUGAUCGAGAAAUCCCAGCGUGGGCAAUCGAACAAGAUCGUCAUACGGUUUUGAAUUCGAAAACGGUCGAAUUUUAAAUUGCCGAAACACUUCGUCGGGAUCGAACCUAGUCGAAUGGCUCCAUUAGUAUAUUAAGUCUGUCCCAACCAACUGAUUUUUUUCUGUGACUUUGUUUCGAAGAAGAAAAAUUGCUGUGGUGCAAUAAGAAUUGGAAAAGUUGACUUAAUGCUUAAUAUUAAACACCCUCAUGCUUUUCUGACGUGUAUUAUUCCACCAUUGGGGCGUUGUGUGUUUUGCAUGUUUUAGUACAACAGAUGGUUAAAACAGUCAGCAUUUAAAGACAGUGUUUUGAUUCUAAUGGAAGAUAAGUCAUUGAAUUAGAUACAGUUUUUCUGUGAUCGAUUAUUUUUUAUAAGUUUGCCUCAAGCGGUCUCACGUAAAGUGUUCUGUGUUAGAUCACGGUCGAUUAUCGAAUGACAUAUUUAUGAUUUCAGCAGCUUGUAUCAAAGCGUUUAUAACUAUCGUUGCUACAACGUGAAUAUAAUUAUCUGAAUGCUACAAUCGAAGAAUCACCAUUUAUCGCCAAACGUGUAACAUUUACAGUUGAAAGUUAACUAAUAGAAAGGCCUGGUUGCCCAUAGAAGGAAGAAAUUAUGAGUAUUUCAUGUAGCAAAGAUAAGAAAAAAAAAAGACUGCUGAAAUUAAACAUAUGUACUACUCAUUUUUUACAGGAGCCUCAAUUUUUAUUCUGCAGAUAUAUUCCUGAGUUUCGUUUUAUUACGUGUUCUCGGAAUAUGAGUGAUAUGCUUUGUUUUUCCGAUGGCCAAAUUUAAAUUUACCAUCUGUCUUCUAAUUUGCAAACAAGACGCCUUCGAUCAAAGGCAAAAGGAAGGAUACUAGACGCAUGUGGAUUUUAAUAGUAUAUGACUUCAGUUAACCCUGAUUGAUUCUCCCCUAUAGCAGCUCGACAUUUCAUCGUAAAUAAGUUAGGAGAAUUUGGUGUCAGAUCCAGAUAACAACUUCUACUCAAUAAGUUUUAAUAUUCUCAUUAUACGUUUGCUUGAUGAUGUGUGGAUAAUACAACGGCUGAGGUUAAUUAUCCGUGAAAAACUUUGAAUUUUUGCUUUUGUCUCACGCUUGUGACUAAUGAUUCGUGACUGUUGAGGCUACUCCCUCCUUUAGGUGUUGAUAUCAAGUUUAUUUCUGAGUCGUACCGUAUCUUUGCAACACUACCUUCUAGCGUUAUUACACAACCUCUUGUUCUCUUCAAUGCUAUAAAAAUUGUGCCAUGUCAGUCGCCCAUACUGUCUCUGACUGUCUAUUUUUUUAUUUUUCUGAUUGUUUUUAGAUAUGCUGACCGAAAUAAGUUCGUGAAGAUUUUAGCGGAUAACUUAAAACAAUCCCCCGCAGUAAAAGCUGAAACACGCUAUAACGGCGAACAAGUGGUGUUACAACGCGAAAUUCCGGCAAGUAUCAGUAAAUGCAGUGUCGAUAUCAAGUCGAACCGUAUCUCUGCUAUACGCAGCCAAGGGCAGUGACAAUAUUUUUUCUUCUUUAUGCAGAUGGGAGAUGUCAAUGGCGUGACUGAAUCAACUGUCCAGGUUGUAAGGUACGAUGGGAAUGUAGACUGUCACACAACUAUUUAAUCAACCGUUACACAGCUGUUCACGUCACACUAAUUCUUUGACGAGUGUAACGAACUAUUUUAACUACCGUGAAAUGAUUAUCUAUACGAUUAUUCGAUAUUUCUCGUAUGUUUCUUUAGAAGGAAAAUUUUACUUAAACUUACACGCUUGAACUCUGAUAAAGCAAAUUAUUUUGUUUCUUCCUUGGGUUAUUCUUGCAAUAACUCUCUCUCUCUGUCUUUCCUUUUCUAUGUAAUUAGAGUUUUGUAAGAGUGGUUGUGUUUUCUGCGCACAAAAGUUUUCUAGAAAAGUCAAUUUUUUCUCUUUUAUUCUUUUUUCGCUCUUCUUAAGGUUACAUAUACAUGUUUAUCUACGCUAACUGUGUACCUUUGGUGUUGAAUUUAUUCCUCGACAGGAAAAACCUGAACGUUGAAUAUCAUGACGUGACUCUAGGUGAGGCAUUAUUGAAUUUAUGAGAGGUGAUCUGCAUUCAUAGGGAAAGAAAAACCUGAAUUGUCAAAAAAAUAGAUCGAUUCACCUCAACAUCAGUAUCUAUAUUCUCCGUGUCAUUCUGCAUUCUUUAUACAUUUCCUUUGAUGCUGACAUGGAGAAUUCAUUUUACAAUCAAAGCUUCUUAUGUUGGCGAUCAUUUCUUAUAUUCUCAUGAUCGUAAUGAAUGAUUCAGCAAUAUUACUGUUAUGAGAAAUUGCAUGCUGGUCACUCUAGGGUUUAAAAGGUUAGGAGCGAGAUUACAAUCGGCCAUUUUCGAGGUAUUCAAAACCUCUGUUUACAUGUACAUUGGGGUGUAAAUACAAAGCCUUUGACAUGUAAAAUAUUUUAUUUUUGUUUUCAUGCAAAUAAAAAUGAUGUACAGGGUACGUACACGGAGUUUUGUUCUUAUUCACAGUCCCUGUAUACGUCAGAAACGUUUCCUGUUCCAAGCACAUUAUGCAGGUUUUAAAAUUCAUACAGAAUUUUAAAUUAUGUUUGAUAAUAGAAGGACAGUUUUAUUGAUGUGUGAAGCUAUCGGUGAGUUUUAUCCCUAGCAUGAUUUACAGACCAACAUGCUUGUCGUUGUUGUGUGAUGAGCUGAUCUUAUGCUAUGGUCAAAUGCGAAUCUAAACUUAGAAAUCGGGCUUGAAACUGUCAUCAGAAUCACCCAACUUUAGCUCUAAAGGUGCAUUUACAUUAGUGGCUUUUCUUGGACAAGUUCACCCUUGACAUGUUUUCCUUUCUAGGGUAGAUAGAAUAAAAACAUACGACAAGUUUUUCUUCAAUAUUUCGUCACCUUGUCUGAAAUAUGUCACAACAGUACUUGAAUAAGGUCCUCGAUAAGGAAAAAUUUAUCAACGACGAAUUUUUUUACUGGUACAGUUACUAUAUUAGAACAGUACUUGAAUAGAUUGUAAAGUUUCGUUGGUAGGAAAUUCUUCUCCAUCAUCAUUUUCAUUCCUAUUGGUGAUACGAUUAUUUAGAAAUUAGUGUCGGAUUCAGUACCGCGGUUGGAAAUACCAACCAAAUCAAGGAUCGUUUCAAAAACUGAGUGGUGAGGGUUGCGCUAAUGUAUUCAUAUGUAACUUAUCAAUAUUCAAUUAUUAAUUGUGUGACUCUGUUUGUCUCCUGACAGCUGCCACGACCCUCAACAACGAAAGCUCUGAACCAGCGUCAGAAUUGAGAAAUGAACGUUCUGUAUUCGAACAUAUCAACAACAACUUUCGAUCUGCCGCUACCUUCGCUCAAAACCGCAUCGUCGAGACUGUACCAAAUGGGAAAGGAUCGGCGAAGGACGCUCGUUCGACAGCAGUGGAAGAAAAACAGAAGGCGUCGAGUAUGUGAAUUUUAGUUUGCUCCGUGUAAUAUAUAUCGUUUUUGUGCUCACGAGUGUUUCUCUAGCACAGUCGUUACAACAGGUUUUCUCUCAAGGCUUCUUGUUUUUUACAUGUGAAUGUUGUGCUUGAGGGAACAGAACACUCUAGAAUUUGUCAAUGCGGCAUGGUGUCUCGCUGACCAUGAUUGAUGUUUGAAAAUUCCUAGAUAAAUGAGGUUACCUUGUGCAAACUUCAGUCACCCCUAAAGUUACAUGUAUUAAUUUAACUCAUGAACCAAAUAUGAAGGGAAUCACUCUAUUUUGCCUCUAAGAGUUGAAGCUCUUUGUUAAUAGUAGUGUUGCGAGUUAAAUCCUGUAUUUGAAUUGUAUCUUUUUCGGUGGUCAAUGGCUAAACAUCAGCGUUGUCUUGUAUGUCUUAAGCGAGGUAACGUCAAUGUUCGUUCAUCUUGUUUACGUCUGAAUCAAUCGCCCAUCAAUUAAGUCAGAAAGAGCACUAAUGGACAAAUCUGAAUAUGCAUAUUAAAUUUUUCUAUUUUCAUUUUUUUGUCUUUUUCCAACUGACGCCACUUACUCUGUUUUGACUUCGCAGACACCGCAACGGAAGAAAGUAAUGUCCGUGAACAUGUAAGGGUUGCCUCCUACUUUAAACAGCAAAUUCAAAGAACUACUUCUAUGGAAGGAAACAGAGUGUUUCCUUUUUCUGAAAAACUCAGACAGUUAACAUCUAUAAACAAGGAACUUGGAAGUAGCAUGCCUCCUGCGGUGCAGCCUUUGAGAACGGGUUAUGAUGCUGUUACUUCCGGUCGGCCCCUACAACAAUUUCCACAGCUAAACGCGUCCAACAUGCGAUCAAAUGCCAUCCCAGCGCGUGUUAUAAACGGGCAGGCUAACCCUGUUGGGACUCAAGUGAUAAUUCCGACAGAGCGGACUAAGGUGGACUCGAAUUUAAUAUUUCCUUCAGUGACUCCGAUAAAAUACGUCAAUCCAGCAUCAGGGUCGAUAAGUGUUAAAAAUACGUAUCCCAAUCAGGUUCCUACGUCUGGAUAUAACGGCAAUACGAAUCCCGUGGCUAUUCAACCUUGUACUGUAGAUAAACCUGACCUGAUCAGUUUAGACUCCACGGGGAUUACUAGUGAAAAAGUAAACGUUGACAGAACUCAGACCAAUAUAGCAACAACUCAUCUAAUUGGUCCUUUUAUCGGUACUGGCACUCCUCCCCCGAAUACCUACAUUGCAGCUAUUAGACCUGUGCAUUCACAACCAUUGGCGAACGGAUUGCAAUCCCCAACGUGCCCACAAUUGCAAGCUGUUACUUCUCCAGUUAAGGGACAAGUAGUGGUGUUACCACUGCUUUCACCUGCAGGAAUACCUUGUGGUGUGAUACCUCCACCUGUUUCCGUGAAUGCUUUGGAGAGAAACAAUUUACCGAUUCGAACGCAUCCAGACUUAAUUUGCCCUGAGAGACUAACAUCUUCACCCGAUAUACCGGAGAGGACGUUUCGACCAGUUUCCCCUGCUAAAUGUGUAAUCAAUGCCGGUAUUUCUGGCCAUACGCGAGUUUCGCUUCAACCACCGAAUGUUUUUCGUUCUUUACCGCCUCAAACUGGAUAUUCAAUCUCCCCGAGAACAAAUAGUCUUAACAGAAUGGGCUCUGUGGAAGAGGAGCUUGCGGAUCAAUCUUACGAGUGUGCCUUGCGUGAGUCAGCAAACAGCCCUGACAUAGAAAGGUACUUAAGCUGCGAGUCACCUAUUACGGUUCGGAGUUCUUCAAACAGCCAACAAAUUGAAAACGUUUGUGAAAUCAAUACUGACGAAUCGAUUGUUUCGCCUCAUGUGGUGUGCAAUGGGGAUUUGGAAGGUGUUGACAAUCCUCCUUCAAAUUUGGAACAAAAUGUAAGUGAAUGCGUGGAAGAAUAUGUAGAAGAAAGUGUAAAUUGCCUUGGGGAAUGCCUGGAAGAGCGUUCUCCCGUUGAUAAGACAGAUGUAGAAAACGUUGAAGACGUAGAAUAUGUCGAAGACGUAGAAAAUGUUGAAGACGAAGAAAAUAUUGAAGACGAAGAAAAUGUUGAGCACGAAGAAAGUGUCAAAGACGUAAGGAACGUUAAAGAUGUAGAAAAUGUUGAAGAAGAAGAAAAUGUUGAAGACGUAAGAAACGUCGAAGACGUAGAAAAUAUUGAAGACGAAGAAAAUCUUGAAGACAUUGGUGAAGACAAGGGAGGUAACUCCAAGAAAAAGCAAAACAAAGCAAUGAUUCGCCGCCUUGAGCCCAGGCUUCCAUCGCCUGUCCGUGAAACCAGCGUUGGGGACUUGUACCGAGACCCAAGCCAAUUAACUCGUGAAGAAAGAGCUUUACAAAGAGCAAUGAUGCAGUUUAGUGAAAUGGAAAUGAAAGAGAAAUGUAAAGAAAUGAGGAAGAAAGACUCGUUCAAAAGGCGGCUACGGAAAAGACACAAGGUAUUGUAUCCGCGCUUGAAUUAGUUCAGUUUUCCUUUUUGUUACACCCAUUUUGAAAUCACUGGUGGUCCCUCUAAUCUGAUUGGCUCUAACUGGUGCGAUUUAUUCACGAAUCGCACCAUUUUUUGCUUUAAAUCGCAUUUUUUUCUCAGUCAGUGAGGAGGCUACACUAAAAAAAAAAACAACCAAUCAGAUUUCAAGUCUUGUUUAAAGUAACCAAUCAAAUUGCAGGACAGAGUAUCAUGUGGCAAAUUUUGCAAGUUUUGUUUCCAAAAGUGUAAUUUUUUUCCUCCAAAAAAAGGGAUACAUUUAAUUUCAAACCGACUCAGUACUGCAUCAAUAAAAUAUUUGAACUGACCAAAUUCUGUUUUUGGGCGAUUUCAAAAUGGAUGUAGUAACGUGGUAAUUGAACCUCGCGUAUGAUUUCAGCCCUAAUUGCACUCCACUCAAUUCAAUUACCAUUAUUAAUCAUGAUGUUAAUAAUCUAGGUAAAAUACAGAUAAUAUCUUGCUAGCGUGUUUUGGUUACGAAGGGUAGGUACAUUUCGAGGUAGAUAUCCAAACAGGUUGGUUUUUAAUCAAUUUAUGUCCAGAAGGUGGGAGAGAAAUAAUCAUGACAUUAAAAUUAACAAAUAGUAAGAAAAGAAAAGUGGAGCCUUUAAUUACUUAUGAUAGAUAUUUUUUAUUUGUUCCGUGUACCGUGGCUUUGUUUCUCACUGAACUGAAGCAUUGGAGCUUACUCCAGUUGGCUCUCAAGAUGUUUCUUGACCUCCUUAGCUCAUUGGUUAAUAUUUCUGGAAUGUUUUAAUAUCUUUUCUAGGCUGUUCACAACUUGUACAUUUAGUUCCGAUCGUAGUAGUCAAGUUUUGUCACUAAAGGACAUAUUUUAGUUAAUAGUGUAGUUUCUCACGACUUAAAUCCUCCCUGGAGUUUAGAGCUUUCUACCAAGCGCUUCUCCAGCUGAUACGUCAUUUAAGGUGGCAUGUAGGCUUAUUUGACUAAUAUAAAGUCAGCUGGAGUCUCGCCACCUUCGCCAGACGUGAUAAUUCACUGCUUUCCACCAUCCCGAAUCUCGAUGGGUUUCGAUGCUUCCUACUGAGCUGUAGCUCAUCAAUAAUUUGUGUUUGAUGUUUACAUUAAUUUACUUUUAGUGUAAUAAACACAAGUUAUCAAACCUUAAGCAAGUCUUUCUGAAGAAAAACCUUCCUCCUUUUGUAGUUUAAUGGAACAGAAAAAUUUCUUUGUGUAUUUAAUUCUGUUUGAUUUGAUUUUGUUUAUACUAGGAAAAAUCAACUUUACCAAAUGAUGGAAAGAAACAAACAGGUAGAAUUUUCAUUAGGCUCCAACUUAUUCUUUUUCUCUUAUUUUUAUCUGUCGAGUACACUUUUAUCCAAAGGAAACCACCCACCUAGGGAAAAUUUUUAUCUUAACAUCGCUGUAUAUUUGCCAACCUAAAGUGGUAUAGUUAAAAUGAAUUAUUGGAAUUUUGUGAAAUGUAGGGUAGUGCAUCGUACUGUGGUUGUACGGAAUCUUUGUAGUGAACGGUAGGGAUAAGUUUAUUUGUGUAAAUUUUUUUCUUGUAGUAAAUUUUUUUUCGUGGUAAUCAAUUUCGGUCUUGCGUGUACUUGUUCCUCUGUAUGUACGCUUUACUAGUUUUUAAGGUAUAAUUAAUUCCUUUCUUUCUAUUUUGUAGCAACAAAGGUGUGGAUAAAGAAAUUUAAGCGGAGAGUAAGUAGAAAAAACCUCUUUGUCAUAGUGGACAUUUUAACUGGGAAUCAUGGGGAACAAAAGUUAAUGGCAGGUGCAGUAUUUGGCCUGGUACAAUUUAACCCCCCCCCUUAAAUUCGGAAUCAGAUUUGUGUUUUUAUAUACUUAUUUAUUUCCAACUUGCUUUGCAGCGGCUUUGGUUUUCUCAGAGGAGAAGUAUAAUGGUGAAGUCUACAGGUAACUUAUUUGGCUAAGUGUGCGAAUUGAAGAAGCUUGUUCUUGUUUUGUGCGUUUUUAAAACAUGGGCCCAUAUUUUCAUCUGGGCCAUCUGCAGUCCAUUUGGACCUAGUCUUACUCCUACUCUAUUUCUCUUCCUAUCUUUCUCUUUUUUUAUCACUUUAAACCGUUAAAUUUACUUUUUCUCUCGUUGAAGAAGAAUGACUCAAAAUGUUGUAAUGGACUCGAUUUGAUGAGUCAAAAAACCAAGUUAGGGAAUGGGUUGAACUCUUGUUUUCAUUUAUUUGUAUUUUAGUUUCUUUUCUAUUUCAUCCUUUCUUUUGUUCGUCUAGUCUUGAUUUUCUUCUAUUAUUCAUGGUGGCCAAAGCUAUGUUACUAAAAAUUAUACCGAGUCGUGUCAACUAUUAGUAAAAUGUUUGUCAGGAUUUGAUCAUGAUGGCGUAGUUAGGAAAUUCAAAGUUACUUUUGUACUCUCCCACCGACGAAGCACCACAGUUUCUUUAGAAACUUACCCCCUUAAUUUAAAGGUCACAGAUAGGUUGUUUCUAAUGGUCAGAUUGGGAUUCAGACUGGUAUUGUUAAUUUUUGUAUCGUAUUGGUCGAUUUCUUCGUUUGUCUUGGGUUAUAAGACGUUUUUCAUUGUUUUUCUGACUUUGUCUUUUACCUCUCAGGCCAAGAGGACAAUUCAACGGUGACUAGCAGUGAAAAGCAGACAGCAACUGUCACAAAGAAGCGGAGAACCAGCUUAUUGCAGAAUGGCGUAAGAAUGCUUCUAUUCAAUUGUUCGAUGCUUCCAUGGCAUUAUGGAACGUGGAGUGAUUAUGCCCCAAUAACCCUGUAAUUUCUUGUUUCUGAUUAGGAUGAGCAACCCAAGUUGAAACGAAUUCGUGUGGAAAGAGGUAAGUUGUAUAACUAAAUUUAAUAACUAACAACGAGGUGCAAAAAAGCGGUCGAGAAAGGACACUCUUUAGAUUACAAAAGCCAAAUUUUUUUACUUUUUACUCGCAAAAACCUAAAAUUAAAUGACCAAAGGGCAAAAAAUAAAAAAAAAACGAUUUCCAGAAUUUCAAAACUGAAAACUUUCGAGAAUGUUAAAACUGAAAAGGGUCUAAAUCGGAGAAUUUAGCACAUGCUUCUCAAGACUGAUACUUUUUUUUAUUAGGAACAACCGCUCUAACCCCUCCAAAUAGAAUUUUAACUCUGAUUUUAAAGAUUUUGUCUUCUAGUUUCGAAUAUUUAGGCUCUACAUGUUUACGAUAAGUUCUGAAAUGUUUAUCAAAGCUGUAAGGCCCUUAUUCAAAUCCUGUUGCGUUUUUGUGCGUGACAUUAUCGUGAUACGUUAUUUCGUGACAGUAAAUAAUCCCUCAGACCAGUCAUUACCCGUUUAUGUUAUUAAUAUUUUAUGAUAAUCUUUUUUUGGUCGCAGAGAAACGAGCUUUUGUUCCCAAACCAAAGGAUGCCCCACAAGAAGCAGCUGUUUUACCGAUGCAACAAACCACGGUAAAUAUAAUCAUCUUUUUUCCUAGUUGUGACCAUUUUCCAAAUUUUUCGCGUUGCUGUGUUUCUCGACAUUUAGGUUUCGCGGAAAUGUUUUCUGUUUAGUUCAUAACAUAAACAAACCGACAGUCGAUAAUGCUGUGAAUUCAUCUUGCUAACCAGAUGACGAGUUAUUUGUGGUUUAAGGCUUCGUAUACCUAACUUUGCCCAUAUUUGGAUUAGUUUCGAAAUGCACCGGUAGUUGAAGGUAUCAUUUGAUCAUUCAGGUCGCGCUCGAUGUCGGACGAAUCAUGUUGAAAAGCAAUCAACACGUUGGUUGUUAAGACACGUUUAGGCACGUUAGAACUAUGUGUCUAGGCACUUGCGAUAGUUUCGUUCGAAGAAACUUCGUGAUCUUAAUUAAAACACAUGCGUUCAGAAUAUUUGAUGUAAUGAUAUUCGCAAUAACUGUAAUUGGAGAUAAAAUUGUUGUCAACUGAAAUUUGAGAGCGAAAAGAGAACAUCAAAAAAAGCAAAAAAGAAUGCAUAUCUUUAUCAUUGCAUUGAAAUUAUCUUAUUGGCUUUUCACGAUGCUAAAACAUAGCUCAUGCUUAUGAAAUGUGUUUUUCUUUUUGUGGUUUCGGUUUUUUUAGAAAGGGACACCUUUGUUUGCAUAUUGUGUGGUUCUGUUCAGAGGAGCCAACGAAACACCGAAAUGUAAUCGAAGUUUCUUAGUUAUGUUAAUAUGUUUUUUGACAGGCGCUAGGUCUUCUUCUGGGUCUGGGAACUAGUUUUGCAAAGCUGAACAAUACUCGUUAUUUUCUUGCAGAGGAUGCAACCUUUUCAUUUGCUCUGAUGUUUGUCGUAAAAUUUCAAAUUAAAAAAAGUCGCUUAAGUUGCUGGACAAUUUCCCUGCUCCUUUCACGUGAAAUUAUGUACGCUGAGAAAUGAUUUCCCACUUUUCACUAAACCAUUUUCCUCUUUUAUUAGAACAAACCUGUUAAAUUGAAAAGAAGCUCGAGCGAAAGUGAGUAUAACUUGCUCCGAUUUUGAGUUUCUAUAGUUGUUUCAUGGUUUAGAUUCACAUAGUUUCUUUUUUCCUCCAUUUAGCCUGUGCUCCUAAGGAUACCAAAAAGGAGAACGUUCCAGAAAAACAUUUAUGCAAAAGACCCUCAACCCCCGUUGAAAUGGGGAAGAAAGCUGUUAAACGUGCGAAGGUAGAGAUAGAGCCGCUGCGAGUGAACAAGCAGGUCAGUUGAUGUAGUUUCGGAUCAACAGAACACUUGUGACCGUUCUUCUGUUCAUAGAUGAAAUUGCAGAUGGAUUUAUUUCUUUUAUUAUAGUCCCAAUCAAACAAACUUUUAUUUUCACGUGCCACUGGCCCCUUUUUAUCUUUCUAGCGUGUUUAGGUUAUCCUUAGUGUUUUGGAAAGGAAGGAAAGUCUCCUUAUAACGCUUAAGGUCUUCUCUUUAAUCUUUUUGUACUCUUUUGAAAGAUGACAUUCUUUUUUCACGCUGUCACUGUAUUUGAACGAAAGAAAAUCAAAACUUCACACGAAAGAGAUUUGAUGUCGUCCUCAGGGACCACUGGAAGUUUUCCUUUAGUUUUUUUGUUGUUGUAAAAUUUCACACUUUCUCAUAAUUUUUUGCUUUCCUUUUUUCCUUCUCAGGAAGUUGUUGUGGACAAAAACGGUAAGUUUUAGCUUCAUGUCAGAUGAGAUCUUGAAAAGAAAGAUUGCUGUAGUAACCCUCUAACUCCCAUGAGUGACCAAGACAGAAUUUCUCCUUACAAUAUCAAUACAAAUUCAAGAAGACAAGUAAUGAGAACCAAGACAAUUAUCAAUAAGGGGAUUAUUAGAUGAUCCAAUACCAAAUUCUCAGAAGUAACAUCAGAAGAAUUGUAUAGCAGACAGUAAGGAGAAUUACCAAUGAAAGGGUACAGGCGGUACAGGCGGAUGCUUCCUGUGACUCAAAGAAUCUCUCUAUGCCCCAUAUGAUACUUAAAGAUUAUAUGUAUGGUGGAAUUAUUGACAUCUGUUUGCGUAGGGAAAGGAAACGUUUAAGAUUUAUCAUAGCAUAUAGCACUCUUCUGUUGAAUUUAUCGUUUUUUAUUUCAAGGACGGACGAACGACAGUCAUAUAUUUCAUCUAUGAGCGUAAAACCCAUUUGCUUGUGACAAAAUAAUGAUUUCUUUUUAUUGCUAUUCUUAGCUAAAACUGACCGAACUCAUCGUGUUACCAAGACGUACAUGUUGGUCACGGCGUAUCAAGGUUUUAGGGUACGUUAACCUCUGCUUUUCAACAUUCUAUUUUGCUCUAAAAAACGCUGUUUUCUUAGUAACUCAAAUUUGUGCGCACACGAUCCGUGGAAAUCAAAAGGGCGACAUUGUUCAAAACGUCAAGGAUCAACCCUAAGUUUUUUGUUAACUCAUCCAAAACAUCUUUCACUUCUUUACUUUACAUUCACAAGGAACAAUUUUUCUCUUAAAACUGUCAUUUGUUCCGUAACGUCAGCCAAUUCCUUCAUGUACUGUUGGCACGGGUAGAAAUGUAUCCUCGUGCGCUGUAAUGUGUGAGAGACAUGUGUGAGGCAUAGUGCAUGCUGCCUAAUAAUUCUUGUCUUGAACAGGAUUUCAAGCCAGUGGUUCUCGAAUCUCGGACGCGUGGAAAGUCCAAGCAGACGGAUGGUGGUAAGUGACGAGGCAAGGCAUUGAUAAGGGUCAAAGUUAUGUUAAGGCAAAUCCGAAAGGUGUUACUCAUUUCUUCUUAGGUGAGAAAAAAGGGAAGGGGGUUGUGGAAAAAGUUUGGGACCAAUAUCAGUCCUGGGCAACUGCCCACCUACCCCUCCCCUAAUCCAACAUUUACCCUAACUUGUUAUCAAUUGACUGUUGUUGAGUUAGGGGAGGGGUAGGUGGGCAGUUGCCCAGAUACUGAUAUUAAUCCAAAGUUUGUUUAUCAAAAAGAAACCUCGAAAGAGUAAAUAGUUCACCAAGGAAGACAAACUCCAAAGAGGGAGAAAUAAAAAAAAAAAAGUGAGCGAGGAUCGUUUGGAAUGAAUAAGAAUUAUCAAAGAGUGUUUAACCCUUUACCCCCGAACAUCAAUAAGCAUCUUCUCCAUACUGUUCUCCAUACAUUUCCAAAGAGGCUGACAAGGAGAAUUUGUUUAAGAGUUGCUUUAGUUGGUGAUCAUCUCCUCUGUUCUCAUAACUUUCAUGUUUGAUUCAGGGGUGAUCUAGUAAGGAGAAAUUAGAUGCUAGUCCCUCUGAGGGGCUAAAGGGUUAACUGAGAAAAAGCUUAAUUUUUGUGGUCCUUACAUUAAAGUUACUGAGAGUGCCAUACGUUUUUACCCAUUCUUUUUUGGCGUUUACCACAGGAUGUUUAACAAAAAGGAAAAAAACUAAACUAAACACAAAGCAGAUCAAAAUUGCGUCAAAGUUGCACGAAAUUUGCUGCAAUUUCCUAUUUAUAUUCGGGUUAAACAAUUACUUUCACACAGUCCAGCCAAAAACUAUGAAAUUCUUAUGAUAUUUAACAAAGGUACUUUCUGCUUACCUGCCAAUAACUGUAAAUAUUCGUAGUGAAUUGUGAUGCUAAUAAAUUAUUUUUCAGUAGAUGAAAAUUCACUCAGUUUCUUAAAUACCGCUUUUUUAGAAAGCCAACCAGACAAUGAUAAGAGUACCACAAAGACGUCUGAGUUCCCUUUGCUGGUAGUUGAAAGUGUUAACUCGAAACCCAUCAGAAAAAGUAUCAUCGCUGAGAAUGAGGAGGUCCAACAACUUGUAGAGAAUUCUCUAAAAGCACGCGGAAAAUGGGAGUUGGAUGACUCUGUCGAAGAGGUAAUUCUGUUUUAGGAAAUCGGAUAUAAUGCAGUUGUCGAUAUGUUGAUAAGUUCAGAGAUGAUCACUUAAAAUAGCCCCAGUUAGUAAUCGUUUGUUGAUACGCUUGGAGUUGAAAUUUGUUUUGGUCUGGGUCUUGUUCCGUGUGCAGUUUUGCCUGCCGUUCUCUAUAAAUGAAAGUUCGAUUUAUCCUUGAAAGAACUUCGUAGAUAGUUUCAUCUUUUGCUAAGAUUUUAGAGAGUAUAUCUAUUAUUUCUCUAUUAUGUGUUCCUGUAUCAUAUAUGACCGAUGUAGAAAUCACCAGCAGGUCUUUAACCAGCUUUCUUCUGUCCCCUUUCGUAGAAAACCAGUGAUGAUGAUACCUUGAGAGGUAUGUGCUUUCCGCAGUUUACAAGGAGUUUGAGUAGUUUGUUGUUUUUGUUAGAACUAAAGCAUCAUGAACACCCUCCGCCUCGACUAGCUUUUCAGUUCUGCAGGACGGAAACUGUGAAUAAGUUUUCGUUUUAUCCCUCCUUUCCUUUUCCACAUUUAUUCAAACUAUCUCUGUAAUGGCCUCCCAUUUCUCAGCCCCAUUCAAAGCGGGAACGAUAAUCAGAGAUUACGUGCGUAUCUCUUGUGGUGACCACUUCUGGAUGUUUCUUGUAGAGGCCAAGAAGUUGAAUGUGAAUCGCAACACAGGGGAAACCAUAUUGCACAAAGCAGCUCGAUUAGGAUACCACGUGAGUACCGAGAAUGCCUUUGACUACUGUACUUCUUAAGGUGUGGAAAUGGAAACAGCCAAAGACAUCUGUGAAAUAUCACGACUAAUACAGAGCGACACAAUGAAUGCAUCGUGCUUUUAAUAUUUACCAGGAAACGGUUCAUCACCAUAUCCAUCAAGGUGUCGACCCGAACGCCAAAGACAACGCUGGCUGGACGCCGUUACACGAGGCUUGCUCUAGAGGCAAAGUUGAUGUCGUCAAGGUGCUUGCCAAGUACGGUGCUGACGUAAACGCCUGCUCUAAUGAUGGCAUUCGGUGAGUUUAACGUUUCCUCUUUUUAUUGAACAAUUAUCGCUCAUCUGCUCGCUCAUGCACGCUUGCUCUUACUCGUUCAUGCGUCCACGCACUCAAUUUUCAGUCAGUCAUUCACGCACGCACGCACGCACGCAUACCCUAACUCACUCUUAGUCACAUAAUCUAGCGGUCCUUCACUCACUCACGCGUGCUUACUCGUUCGCUUUCUCUUUUAUUUACUUUUUUAUUCGUAUGUUUACACCUGGUCGUUAGACCCAUUCAUGACGCGGCAGAAGGAGGUUACGUGGAUGUGCUUAGGGUUUUGUUAUCGUACGGUGCAGACCCAAAGCUUGCAACGUACUCCGGGAACAGCGCCCUUACUUGCACUAAAGACUCCAACACCAGGGCUUUCCUAGAAGGUGAGGGGGCACGUGACCCAAAUAUCUUUUUCGAUUUAUCAACUUCGUCUGAUCGAUUGACCGGCUUAUAGACACCUUGACUGACUGAACGACCCAUUGAUUGAGUGAUUGUUUCUGAAAAUGCGUUGCAAUUCUUUUGUGCUCAUUGGUCGAGGUGAACCUUGGAUGUUAGGGAAACACGUGAUUUACGGGUGCUUGAAUAAAAUUUGGUAACAAAACAGACUAGACUACAGGUAGAGAGUUUCUUCCUUUUUUCAAAAUGUACAUCGUCUGACAUUUUCUUUUGUAGUGAGUUAUGAUCACGGUUUACACCUUUUAGUUUCAUUGCUGAAUUGACUUGAUGAUCAAUAACUUUACGCCUAACUCAUCGUGUUUUAUUUUCUUCGUCAGGUUUUCUCGAGGAUGUUGAUUUGAAGAACCCUCCGAUGACUGCAACAGAAACUGAGGUGACUAAAAGAGACUACAACUGAGUUUUUCUUCCAACUAUGUAUCGAUUGAAGUUGAGUUCUUUGCUUUGAUGGUGCUUGCUUGACAUGUUUUUUUUCCUGUUUUUUUGGUUUUUUUUUUGGCUCGUGUAGGGAUGCUGGGAAUUUGAUGGAUCAUGUGCUGUCAUGGGUAAGUGAGGGUUGAAGUCAUGGAACUAACUUUUUAACUGAACUGCAUUGUAUAGUAAUUGGCUUAGAAGUGAAUUCCUCACCAAACUUGAUGGCCAUCCAGGGGUUAACCAAUAGUCGUGGUCGAGCCUGAAUGUGGCUUAAUCGUUCUUGGCUUGUUUGGCAUCGCUUUAAACGGGUCAAUAUGUCACAGAAUUGUGUGCUUAUUUCUGAAAUGGACAUAGAUUUUGUUUUUGGUGUGGUCAAGAAUUCUCGAGUAAUUCUCUUUACUUUCUGCCAUACGAUUCUUAUGAUGUGGGUUUGGAGAAUUUGGUAUAAGAUCAAUUAAUAAUCCCUUGAUGGAUAUUUUCUUUAUUCCCAUCUCUUGUCUCCUUGAUUUUGUAUUGAUGUUGUAAGGAGAAAUUCCGGCUGUCCUGGUCACACAUGAGAGUUAAAGGGUUAACUCUCAUGUAAACUCUCGUGGUUACAAAUUGCACUCGCCCGUAAGGCGAGUGCAAAUUUUUAGUCUUUGAAAAAUUUACAAGUGCUUAUUUACACCAAAUUUCACGAGAAAUCAUUUUGUUACUUAUCAAUAAUUAAAUUUUGACAGCGCUCGCUAAUUGUAAUUUUCACUCGUGUUACAACUUUGCAAUCGUAUUACAUGAAAAUGCACUCGUUUUCAGCCAACCAGAAGCCCGUAAAUUUUUCAUGUAUAUUGUUACGUAAAGUACGUGCUUACAUUUAAUAAUGGUUAUGAUGUCCUUGAUUUAAAUUUUGCACAAAUGAUUAAAGCUUGUGUUUAUUAUUGUUAUUUUUACUAAUAUUAGAUGAGUCACUGGAUCACAUGUCUGGAAUAUUUGAGGGAGUUCCUAAGAUUGAAACUGUCCCGGAUGGAGAGUUUGAAUUAAGUGACAGACCUCACCUUCCAACCUACAAUCUGCCAGUUAUGGUGAAUGAUGAAUUAACAUCUGGGUAAGGAGGCACUUGUUUUUGAGAAACUCUGGUCUUUUUUUUUCACUUUUUCUUCCUCUUUUUUUAGAAUUUAGAACUUAUGAAAUAGUUGUUUUUAUACGACAAUUGCUUGAACUUUGUCAAGGACAUUAUUGCAUUUAUCCAGGGCUAUCAGUGCAUGAAUGAUUACGAUGCAGUUUGUUGCACAAAUGUUUGGCCCAUUGAAUAGACCAGAAAAGGAUGGCCCUGGAUAAUUUGCCAAAUGAAAGAGAAGUCUAAAACAACGGCAACAAACCAAUGAGCAAAGAGAUUUUCUCGAUAUGAAAUACCCCGAACUCUGGGUGAAUUCACAGAGAAUUAGUGUAGUGGUUAGCACUUACCCUCCAUAACCUUACUUCAUGUAUAUACUGGGAGACUCCGGGGUAAUUCAUGUCGUCAUACACUUAAACACGUGAUUUACGUGUAUCUCUGAUUCGUUUCGUCCAUCUGUUCUGUUCCUGCUAGGCGAAGAAAUUACUUCCUCCUAUCCGAUGUCUUGGAGCAUCUUGGAAUAAGCCGAGGGGCUCUGAUUAAAAAGGCGAAAAGAUUAGACAUACGAGAAAUGCCCUGGUCCCAGUUUAUGGCAGAAAUUGCCGACAGACCCCUUUGUGUUGUACCAAAACACACCCCAGCGGAUAGCAGCACCCAUGAGGCGAUGGCGGAACUUGUUCCUAUAAACUACAAUCUUAGGAGACUCCUAAACAUUAGAGUGGAAUCCGUUCACAUGACCUGAAAUCAGGAAGCAUCCACCAUAUCGGAACCAAAGUCGGGCGCUAAGGGUCACCUCUCAGCUCUUUAGAGAUAAAUGCCGUUCACAAAACGGAUAUGAAACCUCUCCGAUCGGCUUGAAGAGGAAGCGAAUGAUCUGAUGAUGCGAUUUUAAAUAAUGUUCCCUUUAAAUGGACGUAAAUCAUCGCUGUUACCGUUGGAAGUAUGUUCGCAAGCACAUUUAAAUUGUUGUAAUAAGCUCUCGGCCAGUAGAACAGCAGAGUUGUCGUUAAUUUUGCAGUUUAGUUCUCGCCGAUAACCAAAGGGAUUGAAGGUUAAGGGUUGUCGAACUUUUUGGUGGGGAAAAGACAUUUUCCCAAUGUUUUGCUGAGUUUUGUAUGUAAGGAUGGGCAUAGUUACGUUUGUAAAAGAGAAAGGUCACGAGUCUAUUUUUAUACAUUUCCUUUGGACAUGAGCAGGAAAAAAAGGAGCGAAACAAUUUGCUUUCCAACAUCAUUGUAUCGAGCCAGUGGUGGAAUGAAGAAACAUUUUGUUGUCGUGUCUGGUGUUUCCUUUGCCAAUAAGUUGCCGUAACUUAAAAAGUGAAAGAUAGCAGGAAAAUGAAGAAUUAAAAAAAUAGUUUUUAUUUGUAAAUGAUGAAGUAGCAUGUUCUUGAUGGAGCUGCCAGCAUCUUUAGCGCAUUCAGGGAAAUGUUUCGCAGGCUACAAUGAUAAACUGUAAAUUUGCCAUUUGUCAAGAAUAUCUUAUUUUGCGCUCAUUACAACUCUCCAUUUGGACUGUCGUUUUGCGUUUGGUUGUGGUGUAUUCCUUAGAAAUCUUGCAUCAUUUACAUCCGUUGACGCUUCACCAUUAACCAUUUAACCCCUAAGAGUGAUUAGCAUCUAAUUUCUCCUUACAGUAUCCCCACUGAAUCACACAUCAAGGUCAUGAGAAUUAAAGAAAUGAUCGUCAACUGAAGAAGC